Messenger RNA from Penicillium macrosclerotiorum, 1275 nucleotides. Its product is annotated as 60S ribosomal eL42 domain-containing protein. Lineage: Eukaryota; Fungi; Ascomycota; Eurotiomycetes; Eurotiales; Aspergillaceae. Gene Ontology annotation, biological process: translation. Gene Ontology annotation, molecular function: structural constituent of ribosome. The record is from RefSeq and is a predicted model, not a curated record. The coding region runs from base 1 to 1275 and encodes 424 amino acids. Gene Ontology annotation, cellular component: ribosome; cytosolic large ribosomal subunit. The transcript is spliced from 7 exons.
AUGACCAUUAAGUCUCAGGAGCCAAGCUCGCACACCCCUAAUCCGUUCCAAGGGUUGAUAGCGGCCUGUGACAACGACCCAAAAAGGCUACAACGAGCCUACGACGAGCACCGAACCACCCGAAAUUCUCGGUUUAGGGAUCAGAUUCUAGACCCUGGCUUCCGGGGAUGGCAGUUUGACGAAACCCUGCAUCGCGUCCUCGGGGCCGAACAGGGUCUCUCUCAGUAUGUUGACCAAAGGCAUAAUCUUGCCUUCUGGGCGCGACCGCCGCGGCAUAUCCGGGAAUUGGCCCAGAUGAUUCAGCAGGAGAUUGCGCCUCUGGCCGAGCAGUGUCUCUGGCUCACGCCUUUAGAAAACCUUCACAUGACUACGCUCGAGAUGAUGUCGGCGCGCACAGAGUCAGAAGUCAAUACGGUUGUUUCUUUCCUCCAGCAGAAGUCUGUGUGCCAAGACACUGUAGAUUAUACUGUUGCCCACCGCGCCCGGCUCGUCCGUCCAAUUGUCAGCUAUGAUGCUUCUGCCCUAGCUCUGAGUUUUGUACCUGCUGCUGGAGGUCCAACCAGCGGCAUGAAUAGUCUGAAGGACGUCUACUCCUACCAUCAUCUACGACGUGAUCUCUAUGAUAUGAUGACACAAGCUGGCUGUGAAAUCGGGGCCCGGUAUACAGUCCCAUCGGCACACGUGACUAUUGCUCGAUUCAUCCGUCCUGUUGGAGGUAGUCCGGAUGGUGCGAAGGAAUCGGACUAUUUAUGUGAAAGGGCGACCAAUUUGGUGGCCAAAGUUGAGGAGAUCAACCAAAUAUUGAGCUCAGAUGACUGGCAACGGUUUGGGAGCCCUGUGGAUGGAGAAUGGGUAGUGGGUCAGGAAAAGGGUCUUGAAUUAAUAAAGGGCCGAUCGUGGGUGCACUCCCUUGAAGUCCUGGUCAAUCGAAAAUUGUUGCGACGUCACGACGGUAUGGUCAACAUCCCCAAAACCCGCCGGACCUACUGCAAGGGCCGGGAGUGCCACAAGCACACCCAGCACAAGGUCACCCAGUACAAGGCUGGCAAGGCCUCCCUUUUCGCCCAGGGUAAGCGCCGUUACGACCGGAAGCAGAGCGGUUACGGUGGUCAGACCAAGCCUGUCUUCCACAAGAAGGCCAAGACCACCAAGAAGGUUGUCCUCCGUCUCGAGUGCACUGCCUGCAAGGCCAAGAAGCAGCUCGCCCUGAAGCGCUGCAAGCACUUCGAGCUUGGUGGUGACAAGAAGACCAAGGGUGCUGCUCUGGUUUUCUAA